UUAACUUAAAGAGAUUAACUUUUUACAUUUUACAAAAUUUACAACGGUCAACGAUAUUUGAUAACUUCAAAUUUGAUAYAUUUAUUUAAAAAUUAUUCUAAAUUGUGUGUUUUUUUUUUAUUUGUAUCUUGUUACUUGUUAUUGUUACUGUUAAGUGUCAAUUUAUCAAUGUUCUAUAUCGAGUUUUGUUGAAGUAUAUAAUAUAUUAAUGUUUUAGCAGAUGUCGACAACCUGUUUUUAGUUUAAUCAUGGCAAUUUGCGAGGAAGUUGAAUAUAUGGACGUGUCGUUAAAUUCGGAAAAAAAUGAAACAACAUCCUUUGGAAAAAAGUUUCAUGUCAAUCGCACUCCAACUCCUUUAAAACCUUCACGUCACUGGUGCAUGUCUACAGAACUCUUGCGUUCACAGUACAAGACUAACAACAUCCACAAAACAAAAGUGUAUAAUCCUUUUAAUGACAACUUAAUGCAACGAUUGGGUGAGACAACAAUUAGUCCUACGGUAUUCGCUAAUGUAAAAAGUCCUGGGCAAGAAGUAGAGUUUGGAUGGAAUAUUGAUGAUGUCUCUAAACUUUACCCAGUGCACAUAGAAGAUGAAUGUGUAGUCGAUGACGAUCAAGUUGAUGAUGAAACAGAAUCCAAGUUACAAGAGACUAUUGACAAGUAUUUUUAUACAACACAUAAAGUUCCUAGCCCUUGGAAUAAUCAAGUUAUUGAUUGGGAAGCUAAUAAAAAUUCAUCUUCUACACCCAUAUCAAACAUAUCAAAUUUACAAAACCAGAAAUCUGUAUCAAAUACCUGUGAAGUUUCAACACAAACAAAUCUAAGUUUUCCUUCGAUAUUACCUGAUCAUGUUGAAGAAAUACUAAAACCUUACUUUUUGAAUUCAACUCAAAAUUGUGAAGAAGAAAUAAGUCCUACAAAAGAUAACUCUAAUUUACGUCGCAAACUAUUUUUUAUGAAUGAUAAUGAUGACCCAAUUUCUCCAGUAGAAAUGCGCAGAAAUAGGUCAUUUAGUCCGUUAACUAAGUGUUUUAUCAAAACUGUUAAUUCAAAAGGUCCAGUUCUUGGAAAUCAUUUAGGCGUACAAGAACUACCUAUAGACUGUCACAUUCCAAUUGAUGUAUCUCCAAUAAUAAAUAAAAAUGAUAGAGAAAAUACUCCUCCCAAUAAUAAAGAUAAAGAUUUUAUUUUUUUGACUCCGGUAUCCACAAUGUCAAUGCCAAAACGACGACGCACUGAGAAGAGUAGUUUAAUGAUGGAAAGUAGCUCAGAUACUGGUUACCAAACCAUGACUAUGAGCAUUAAGGAAGUGUCUAGUAUGGCACCAUUUGGACAUAGUUCCAAAAGUACAAUGUUUACUGCAUCUACACCCACAGAACGAUGAUUCUGAUAUGGUAUACAUUUUUUUUUUUUUAUUCAUUUUUAAACAUUAACCAUUGCUACAUACAUUUUUACAUUUUUGUAAUUAGGAUGACAAACUUAGUCACUCGUUAAUAACAUGAUUAAUGCCUUUCCUCUAAUAAUAUACAUAACUGUGAUGAUUUUAAUAAUCGUUUAAUGAAAACAUAUUGUAUACCUUUUUUUUUUAAUGUAAUUUAAACAAGUUUACAACAAAACGCGCUAUUUAGGCAAUUGAUUUACUAUGUUUUAUAGAAGACAAAAACAUAUUUGUCAUAUAUUUAACAUAAAUUAAAUACUAAUUAAUUAUACUAUAUGUUACUUAGCAAAUGUUUUAUUUCUUCUUCAUGUGAUAUUGUAGCUAUGAAAUGUUAUCAUUUGUUAGAA
Molecule: messenger RNA, 1786 nt
Organism: Diuraphis noxia (Russian wheat aphid)
Lineage: Eukaryota; Metazoa; Arthropoda; Insecta; Hemiptera; Aphididae
Gene: bora
Product: aurora kinase A activator-like protein bora
Biological process (GO): regulation of mitotic spindle organization; regulation of mitotic nuclear division; activation of protein kinase activity
Cellular component (GO): cytoplasm; nucleus
Molecular function (GO): protein kinase binding
Source: RefSeq, a predicted model, not a curated record